GAGGAGUCCAAGAUGAACUUGGAGCAGGAGAGGCCGUUUGUCUGCAGUGCCCCAGGCUGCUCGCAGCGGUUCCCAACAGAGGACCAUCUGAUGAUUCACAGGCACAAGCAUGAGAUGACUUUGAAGUUUCCAUCAAUAAAAACAGACAAUAUGCUCUCAGAUCAGACUCCGACGCCCACGAGAUUCCUGAAGAACUGUGAGGAGGUGGGUCUCUUCAGUGAGCUGGACUGCUCCUUUGAGCAUGAGUUCAGGAAGGCUCAAGAAGAAGAGAACAGCAAGCGGGGGAUAAGCCUUCAUUGUAAUGGACUUUCAGGUCUCUUACUGGGACCUGGGACUUGCCAAUUAGACUAGACUGCCGGCCCUAAUCAUUGUACAGAUGUCCUUGUUCUCUGACUCUUAGAAUCUCCCCAGUCCUCUUCCACCAUGACUCAACUCCCUAUGGGCAGUACCAUCCUUAAACUGGGGCCUGUCCCAGGCUCUCUAUCAUCUCUGCUCCAUCUCCACAACAGACAGAGGCAGCCCAUGCCGGCCUCCAUGCCUGGGACCCUGCCCAACCCCACCAUGCCAGGAUCUUCUGCCGUCUUGAUGCCCAUGGAGAGACAAAUGUCAGUGAACUCCAGCAUCAUGGGCAUGCAAGGCCCAAACCUCAGCAACCCCUGUGCUUCUCCCCAAGUCCAGCCCAUGCAUUCAGAAGCCAAAAUGAGGUUGAAGGCCGCACUGACUCAUCACCCUGCUGCCAUGUCCAAUGGGAACAUGAGCACCAUCGGACACAUGAUGGAGAUGAUGGGCUCCCGGCAAGACCAGACGCCACACCACCACAUGCACUCGCACCCGCAUCAGCACCAGACACUGCCUCCCCACCACCCCUAUCCGCACCAGCACCAGCACCCCGCACACCAUCCCCACCCACAGCCUCACCACCAGCAGAACCAUCCGCAUCACCACUCCCAUUCCCACCUUCAUGCACACCCAGCACACCACCAGACCUCGCCACACCCACCCCUGCACACCGGCAACCAAGCACAGGUUUCACCAGCCACACAACAGAUGCAACCAACCCAGACAAUACAACCGCCCCAGCCCACAGGGGGACGCCGGCGAAGGGUGGUGGAUGAGGACCCGGAUGAGAGGCGGAGGAAAUUUCUGGAAAGGAACCGGGCCGCUGCCACCCGUUGCAGACAGAAGAGGAAGGUCUGGGUGAUGUCACUGGAAAAGAAAGCAGAAGAGCUCACCCAGACAAACAUGCAGCUUCAGAAUGAAGUGUCCAUGUUGAAAAAUGAGGUGGCCCAGCUGAAACAGCUGUUGUUAACACAUAAAGACUGCCCAAUAACAGCCAUGCAGAAGGAAUCACAAGGAUAUUUAAGUCCAGAGAGCAGCCCCCCUGCAAGCCCUGCCCCAGCAUGCUCACAGCAGCCCGUCAUCCAGCAUAACACCAUCACGACGUCCUCCUCAGUCAGCGAGGUCGUGGGGAGCUCCACACUCAGUCAGCUCACAACUCACAGAACAGACCUCAACCCUAUUCUUUAAAAGGCAGUGGUCAUACCUGGCCUCUGAGAAGAGCUGGAACAUGCCAUACAUCCUUUCUCCAAAGGGCAUUUUUAGAAUUAACUCAGACCUGGAAGACGCCUCGGCCCUUCAAAGACUGGCUUUCAUUUUUAUAGUUAUUAUGGAAAUGUUGUCUUUUAUACUUAGUUAUAUAAGAAAAAGGGAGUUAUGCAAUGAAUAUCUAUCAGCUUGGGAAGCGCGUUGGUGCUUUUCUCCAAUUUUCUGGUACCAGUUUCUUGUUUAUAAACGGAAUCUUUCCUGUAUAUAGCCAUAAUUUCAUUCUUACCAGUCCAACCCUUUGCCUGGAACAACGAAUCUUGUUAAACUACAGCUUUUAGCCAAAAUGAGGUAUACGUAGAUGUCAAGUGAGAUGGAUCCACAGUAACUGGGUGAGAAAUCUGAUGACGUCAUAACUCAUGUUGAGUUUGUGCUGUGACGUCACCAGAAUCUCAGCUAAACACAUGGACCUUCCUGAAUUUUUUUUUUCUUGUUAGAAAAAAGAAAUUAUGGUCCAUCGAUGUCCCAAGAAAGCCACCAAGCAUCUCAGGCCCUCUCCUGCUCUUGCCCACUUGCUCAGAUGUCCAGUGUCCUUCUCCAAGACCACUUCCCUGGAUUCCUUAUUUACUCUUCGUUGGGACUCUCUUCGGUUUUGCCUUUCCACCUUUAGCUUUGCAUGUGAAGAAGAAAAUAAUGUUUAAAGAAGAAGAAAAGCAAAUACUGAAACUGUGGACCUAGCCAUUGCUUCACUUGAGUUUAACCCACAGCUGGAGUUCAUUCAACUCCUGCCUUUCACAAAAAAAAAAAAAAAAAAGUGACCAGGAGAUGUUUAAUGUGCCUGAUUUAACGUUUUUAAUAACCAGAGCAAAUAAAAGGUGGUUUGGUUGUAGGUGAAGCACUAUUGAAUGCCAGCUGUGGAGACAUUAGGGACAGGAACUUUGUAAGCCCCAACUGUGAAAGUCCAAAUUAGGAUGUGGGCUCUGACAUCACACCCUCGAAUUACAACUCGUUUCUAUGGCCUGUCUAUAAUGUUGAAAAAUCCAUGCACUAUAUAAUAGUUCAGAAGGGCUCUGUUCACUACACAGAUUACAUUGUUCAAUCAUCAGCUGCUAAUAGCCUAAGAUUUAUUAUUAUUUUUUUCCCUAAGCCUAUGGAACCAGCUCUGCUAUUCUGGUGGGCAAAAGCAGGCUCACUCCUGGAGACAGAGGGAGGGAGAAAGCAAGGCCAGUGUUUCUGCAGGGUGCUUGCAGUCUGUCAGAACAGACAGACUCUUCGGCUGCCAGUUGAGUUCCGUAGAGGUGGCCAGGCUGAUGCACUCUUAUGAACGGUUCUGAUUUAUAUUUUCAGCAACUUCCAUGGACUUGCCCAUUAUGAAAAGCAGAUCAAACCCGAACCACAGUUGUGCCUCCUUGAAACAAGCCAUUCUACUCUGCUGGUGUUUUAAUAUCAUGUUUCACGAAUAAUAGGGGCUAAUGUUUCUCACUAGCAGUCAAGGCAUAUGCUGGUGUUUCAUCUCUGCCCAAAUACUUCACCUCC
Peromyscus eremicus (cactus mouse) is the source of this 3078-nucleotide messenger RNA. RefSeq names its product cAMP responsive element binding protein 5 (gene Creb5). The record is from RefSeq and is a predicted model, not a curated record. Gene Ontology annotation, molecular function: cAMP response element binding; DNA-binding transcription factor activity, RNA polymerase II-specific. Gene Ontology annotation, biological process: regulation of transcription by RNA polymerase II. Lineage: Eukaryota; Metazoa; Chordata; Mammalia; Rodentia; Cricetidae. The transcript is spliced from 14 exons.